AUGCCCGGCGGCGGCGGCGAAGGCGAAGGCGAGCCGUGGACGGAGGAGCUCUCGUCGGAGCCCCGCGCUUCCUUGUACCACAACUUCCUCUCCAAGGAAGAAUGCAACCAUCUGAUCUCGCUGGCGAAGCCUCGCCUGCAGAAGUCGACAGUGGUCGAUGAAGAGGCCGGAGGAACGAUCAAGGAGACCAGCGGGCGGACAAGUUCAGGGAUGUUCCUGCAAAGAGGGCAGGACCAGGUUAUUCGUAGAAUCGAGAAAAGGAUAGCAGAUUACACCUCCGUACCCCUAGAGAACGGAGAGGGCCUCCAAGUUCUCCACUAUCAAGUUGGGCAGAAGUACGACCCUCACUUUGAUUACACCGAGAAUGGUUACGUGACCAAAAAUGGAGGCCCGCGUCAAGCAACUCUUCUCAUGUAUUUGUCAGAUGUCGAAGAUGGUGGCGAAACAGUGUUCCCUUCCGCGACGGCAAAGAGCGGCUCCUCGCAUGGAGGACCUGCAAAGAGGGGUGUAUCUGUCAAACCCAAGAUGGGAGACGCGCUGCUCUUCUGGAGCAUGAGGCCUGAUGGAUCCCGUGAUCCCAAAAGCCUUCAUGGUGCAAGCCCAGUGAUAAAGGGCGACAAAUGGUCAGCGACCAAGUGGAUGCACGUCCAUGAGUUCAAAGUCUAUGUCAGUGCUGCUGCUGCAUCGCCUUCGUCUGAUGCUGUCCUGCAAGAAGAUGGGCGGCGGCGACGUGGAACCCGUGCAAGGAAGCCCAACACUCGAGUGCUUGGGCCGGACUGGGAAUAGUCCAUGUAUGGGCGUGUAUGUGUGUCCAGCUGUGCCGAGUUGCGUGUGCUUUCGAGGAGAGGAAACGGGAGUGAGGAAGACAACGUGUAAACAAACGCUGAACGCAUCGUUCAAGCUGUCCUCUCUCCAUCCCCAAUUGCUUCUCUGCUUCGAUUCCCCGUUCUUCACCUCAAUCCCCCUUCCUGCUGCUUCAAGUGCCUCUG
Panicum virgatum (switchgrass) is the source of this 989-nucleotide messenger RNA. RefSeq names its product prolyl 4-hydroxylase 5-like. Gene Ontology annotation, biological process: peptidyl-proline hydroxylation to 4-hydroxy-L-proline. The record is from RefSeq and is a predicted model, not a curated record. Bases 1 to 786 code for a protein of 261 amino acids. Lineage: Eukaryota; Viridiplantae; Streptophyta; Magnoliopsida; Poales; Poaceae. Gene Ontology annotation, molecular function: procollagen-proline 4-dioxygenase activity; iron ion binding; L-ascorbic acid binding. The transcript is spliced from 6 exons. Gene Ontology annotation, cellular component: endoplasmic reticulum.